Messenger RNA from Drosophila subpulchrella, 2321 nucleotides. RefSeq names its product odorant receptor 59b (gene Or59b). NCBI's taxonomy places the organism in Eukaryota, Metazoa, Arthropoda, Insecta, Diptera, Drosophilidae. The transcript has 3 exons. Bases 1 to 1197 code for a protein of 398 amino acids. Gene Ontology annotation, cellular component: plasma membrane. Gene Ontology annotation, molecular function: odorant binding; olfactory receptor activity. Gene Ontology annotation, biological process: sensory perception of smell; detection of chemical stimulus involved in sensory perception of smell. The record is from RefSeq and is a predicted model, not a curated record.
AUGGUGUUGUUCCGGCUGAUUAACCCCGCUCCGUUGACGGAGAAAGUGCAGUCCCGCCAGGGUAACAUAUAUCUAUAUAGGGCCAUGUGGUUAAUUGGUUGGAUUCCGCCGAAGGAGGGAGUCCUGCGAUACAUCUAUCUCUUCUGGACCUGUGUGCCCUUUGCUUUUGGCGUAUUUUACCUGCCCGUUGGCUUUAUCAUCAGCUAUGUCCAGGAGUUCAAGAACUUUACACCCGGCGAGUUCCUCACCUCCUUGCAAGUGUGCAUCAAUGUCUACGGGGCCUCGGUGAAGUCCACCAUCACCUACUUGUUUCUAUGGAGACUGAGGAAAACGGAGAUGCUAUUGGAUCACCUGGACAAAAGGCUUCAGAAUGACAGCGAUCGCGAAAGGAUCCACAAUAUGGUGGCCCGCUGCAACUAUGCCUUUCUGAUCUACAGCUUCAUAUACUGUGGAUAUGCGGGAUCCACUUUCUUAUCGUAUGCCUUGAGUGGUCGUCCUCCCUGGUCCGUUUAUAAUCCCUUUUUGGACUGGCGCGAUGGCCUCGGCAGCCUGUGGAUCCAGGCCAUAUUCGAGUACAUCACCAUGUCCUUUGCCGUGCUGCAGGAUCAGCUAUCCGAUACGUAUCCCCUCAUGUUCACCAUUAUGUUUCGGGCCCACAUGGAGGUGCUCAAGGAUCAUGUGCGAAAUCUGCGAACGGAUCCUGAGCGAAGUGAGGCCGAUAACUAUCAGGAUUUGGUGAACUGCGUUAUGGAUCACAAGACCAUAUUGAAAUGCUGUGACAUGAUAAGGCCUAUGAUUUCCCGGACCAUCUUCGUCCAAUUUGCGCUGAUUGGCUCCGUUUUGGGUCUGACUCUGGUCAAUGUGUUCUUCUUUUCGAACUUCUGGAAGGGAGUGGCCUCCCUGCUCUUCGUCAUAACCAUCCUAUUGCAGACUUUUCCCUUUUGCUAUACCUGUAAUCUGCUUAUAGAUGAUGCCCAGGAAUUGUCCAACACGAUUUUCCAAUCCAACUGGGUGGAUGCAGAGCCGCGUUACAGGGCUACCUUGGUCCACUUCAUGCAUCAUGUCCAGCAGCCUAUUAUUUUCAUUGCAGGAGGCAUAUUCCCAAUCUCCAUGAACAGCAACAUAAGCGUGGCCAAGUUCGCCUUCAGCAUCAUUACAAUAGUGCGACAAAUGAAUCUGGCCGAGCAGUUCCAGUAAAAUUAGCUCACAAAAAUGAUUUCAAAUUGUAGCCCAAGCCUCCAACGAAAAAAAACAGCCCCUCAGCUAUUCUUUAUGCCCGUGAUUUGCAUAAAAUGUGUAUAUGUUGUGGCUUAUCUCAUAAGAUUUCGGCUGAUUUAGUUGGUAAAUGGUAAUGGCCAUGGCAAAGGAUGUGAAAGUCAGACAGAAUUUGCAAAUUGCGUUAGCAGACGGAAAUUACAACAGCCAGACGACGACGAGUGUAACAACAAGCAGUCUGAGCAAAUGGGCCCAAAGCUCGGAAAAUAUUUGCCCUGGAUGGAGGAGCAACCACAGGAAGUACAUAUAACCGUUUACAUAUUGUAUGCGAUUUUUAUUUAAAUUUUAUGUUAAACACGUGACUUGUGACCAGCGAAAAGGCGGAGUAGGAAUACAUACAAUAAUAUAAAACGGAUCGCCCAGACUUGUGGCAGAAAGCAAAUAUUAUGACAUAUUUUUGCGGUUUACUUGCCGCACACGCGCCAUCAUAUCCCCCACAAAACGAAUGUUCCACGAAUGAGUACAUAAACAUGUAAAGUGGUUAUGGGGGUGGGAUAGAUAGAUGGACCCUGAUAUAUGUGUAUUUGCACUAUACGUAUAGGAAUAUGUGUAUUAGACGGGAACGAACAAUAGAAAAGCAGACAUCCUUGAGGGAAUUCACCUAUUUUUCCUAUUUCACAGUUUCCUUUGCCAAUCGAAACCCUACUUAAAUGGGCAGAAACUCAUGUUUAUAUGGCAAUUUAAUUUUAUUUCAUGCUUUAUCUAUAUAAUAUAAAUAAGUUAAUAUUUAAAUUGAGGAUAUCCGAAUAGAAAUAUAUUCGCUUAAAUAAGUAAUACCUUUAGAAGCUUCAAAAUAUUGAUAAAAGUAAACGCAAAUAAAAUAUGUAAAAUCAAUAGAGCACUUUUAGAUGACAUAAAUAUUAAAGGAAAGGAAAAAUAUUCAUCAAAAUAUUGCAACACAUUCAAAUAUUGAUCAAAGUGAAAAAUCAAUUUAGUAAAACGGAAAUCAAAUAUUUACUAUCAUACCACAUUUAUGGAUGACUUCAUGAGCCUUUCUAAACAUCAGAGUCUCUAAACCAUGAGCAAUUAGGCUAAAUUAUAGUAUC